Messenger RNA from Raphanus sativus (radish), 1056 nucleotides. RefSeq lists its product as uncharacterized. Gene Ontology annotation, molecular function: zinc ion binding. The record is from RefSeq and is a predicted model, not a curated record. Bases 509 to 1048 code for a protein of 179 amino acids. Lineage: Eukaryota; Viridiplantae; Streptophyta; Magnoliopsida; Brassicales; Brassicaceae. The transcript is spliced from 2 exons.
CUAAAAAGGAUAUAUUCAAAAGUAGACCUUUAUAUUUUUGAUAUGGAUGAUAUACUGACGAGACUGACUAAGAGCAUGCUUAUCGCGGGCUCUAAAGCCCUGGUCCUUAUGUUUUUGGGCUAAAAAUAAAUGAAAAAUGGUGAAUAAAACUAAGAGACAUCGCACAAAGUCCUUGGUUUGGAUACAAAUUGGGCCGGUCCUUCAGACAUGUGUCAGCAGGAGAUUGGACAUAGCAAAUUAGGGCAAAAGCAGUUUGUCUCGAUUGACAAACCUAUCUUCUUCUCUCCGCUCUCUCUUCUCAACGGCGACUCUCUUGGCGAUUUUCUGUGUUCUCUCCGCUCUCUCUCUGUCGACGGCGUGUUCCUUGGCGAAUCAACGACGUGGGCUCCUGCAUCACUCUCUCGACUCAGACAGACAUCGCGGUCGAUCCUUCUCCGAUUCCAUCCAGAUUUCGUUCCCUCGACAUCGAUUCUCUUUCGAUUGAGACAGACAAAUAGGUUAAAGGAAAAUGGGAAACUACAGCUAUACGCAGCCAUCAUGGUCAGAGGAUUAUUAUGACAACGACACCGACGCCGACAGUGGGUACAACCAAACAGAGGCUGAUAUACUCCUCGACCAAGCUGAGAUUGAUGCAACGCGGCGUCAGUACCCCCCCCAGCCUGAAGUAGAGUUUGGCUUCCCGAAAGAGUGCUACUGUGGUGGUGAACCACAUACCGCCACUUCCUACACAGCAACUGAUCCUGGGAGGAGGUUCUACACCUGUGCAAACAGAGACGACGGAGACUGCCAUGUCUGGAAGUGGUGGGAUGUGGCGGCUACAGAGGAGAUCAGAGCCAUAUCCACACAGUGUCAGCAGCUCAGUGAUAAGGUUGAUUAUCUCUCAUUUCUGAGUGACUACGAAACUCAGCUUGAUGAGGCUAAGGUAUUGCAUAACGAGACAGAGCAGAAGUUGGUGAGGCUUGAGAGAAUUGGGAAACGCUUUGAACUCGUUCUAGGUGCUAUGCUUGUUGUGUUAGUGAUAAUAGGUAUGGUGAUUAUCUUUAAGUAGUGCUGGUC